Messenger RNA from Euleptes europaea (tarantolino), 1398 nucleotides. It is a transcript of the gene CORO1A, whose product is annotated as coronin 1A. The transcript is spliced from 10 exons. Gene Ontology annotation, biological process: actin filament organization; cell migration. Lineage: Eukaryota; Metazoa; Chordata; Lepidosauria; Squamata; Sphaerodactylidae. Gene Ontology annotation, molecular function: actin filament binding. The coding region runs from base 4 to 1389 and encodes 461 amino acids. The record is from RefSeq and is a predicted model, not a curated record.
ACCAUGAGCCGCAAAGUGGUGAGGUCCAGUAAAUUCCGCCACGUCUACGGCCAGCCAGUCAAGGCCGACCAGUGUUACGAUGACAUUCGUGUCUCCCAGAUGACCUGGGAUGGGAAUUUUUGCUCGGUCAACCCCAAGUUCCUGGCCAUCGUCGUCGAAUCCAGCGGGGGAGGGGCCUUCUUGGUCUUGCCACUGUCCAAGACCGGCCGCCUGGAAAAGUCCUACCCCGUGGUCUCGGGGCACACGGCCCCUGUGCUGGACGUGGAGUGGUGCCCCCACAACGACCACGUCAUUGCCAGUGGAUCGGAGGACUGCAGCGUUAUGGUCUGGGCAGUGCCCGAAGCCGGUCUCGUGCGGCCCUUGAACGAACCUUUGGUGACCCUCGAAGGCCACUCCAAGCGGGUGGGGAUUGUCGCCUGGCACCCGACGGCGCAGAAUCUCCUGCUCAGCGCAGGUUGUGAUAACGCAGUGACUGUCUGGGACGUGGGAGUCGGGCAAGCGGCCGUCUCACUGGAUGACCUGCACCCGGAUGCCAUCUACAGCACGGUUUGGAACCGGGAUGGAUCUCUGCUCUGCACGGCCUGCCGGGACAAGCGUGUCCGGCUGUUCGACCCACGGGCAGGGGGCACAGUUGCCAUUGAACUGCCUCGUCCCCACGAGGGGUCACGUCCUGUCCGGGCCGUCGCGGUGAAUGACGGGAAACUGCUGACCACUGGCUUCAGCCGUAUGAGCGAGCGACAGGUGGCUCUAUGGGACCCGAGGAAUCCUGAGGAGCCGUUGACCCUCCAGGAGUUAGACACGAGUAGCGGGGUUCUGCUGCCUUACUAUGAUCCAGACACCAACGUGGUUUACCUGACUGGCAAGGGCGACAGCAGCAUUCGCUAUUUUGAGCUCACAGGAGAAGCUCCUUUUGUGCACUAUCUAUCUAUGUUCAGUUCCAAGGAGUCACAACGAGGCGGGGGUUGGAUGCCCAAACGCGGCCUGGAUGUCAGCAAGUGUGAGAUUGCCAGGUUUUACAAGCUCCACGAAAGGAAAUGUGAACCCAUUGCUAUGACCGUGCCUCGGAAAUCAGACCUGUUCCAAGAGGACCUGUACCCUGACACAGUAGGCCCGGACUCGGCCCUGACGGCGGAAGAAUGGCUUUCGGGAAAGAACGCCGACCCCAUCCUCCUAUCGCUCAAGGAUGGCUAUACUCCCCAGAAGACCAGAGAGUUCAAGGUCAACAAGAACCUCCUGGAAGGGCCAAAGAGAAGCCAAGUAUCCCAGGAAAGGGCACAACAGAGGGGUUCCGCUUUAGAGCAGCUCUCCGAGGAUCUGAAGCGGCUGCAAGCAACUGUCUCCGAACAGGAACGGCGCCUCUCAGAACUGGAGCAUCUCGUGAAGAAAUAGGAAAUCCUG